UUGUGGCCAUUUCGAGGAAUACAAGGGUGGUGUUUUCUGACACAAACACUGGGGAGUCAACUGGAACAGUUUCUGACAGCCACAUCCAGAGGGUUUGGGCCUACCUCACAGUCAAACAGCUUCUAGAGAAAGAGCUGCAGUUAUCUGGACCUGAGAAGCAGAAUGUGAAGAAAGAGGCCUUGGAGCUGUCGUUGAAGUACAACUUUGUGACCCCACUGACAUCCAUGGUGGUCACCAAGCCUCUGGGGGAGAACACGGAUGUGCUUCAUAAACCCAAAGAAGGUGCAACACCAUGGGCACAGCAACAUCCUGUUAGAACUGGUCAGCGGAUGUUAAGGCUAAACGCUGGUUCCAUGGGCUACAGAGGCACUGGCGGAAGUGGAAUCACUGGAGCGGGAAAGGCUUAUCUCGUUCCUCCAAUGUUAGAUGUAUCGCGAAUGUAUCCUGCAGCGGGAAAGGCUUAUCUCGUUCCUCCAACGUUAGAUGUAUCGCAAAUGUAUCCUGCAGCUGCUCUUCCAGACAAUAUAUAUAGUGUUCCUGAAGAGAUUGCUGUGGCUCCAACCAUUGUGCCAGAAAGAGCAACUAAUGUUCCUCUUAUCCACAGGUUUUUGCUAAAAACUGAGACUCGGUCUCUUCCAUUAUGCUUUGAUGUCACUGGAGAUGUCCGCCUUAAACUUCUCCACCAUCCCAACAGGGAGCUGUCUGUGAAUGGUGAGCUUGAUUCAGUAGCACAUGGAGGCUUCAAAAGGAUUGUCAUCCACUUCAAAACUGACCUGCAUGUUGAGGUUGACACCCAGAGAAUCACUGUACGAGAGGGACAGGCAGUGACACAGCACACGGGACAGGAUCUCAUCACAGUUGGAAGUUUGACAGUGAUUAUGCGGGACAAGGAAAUAGAUGUUGCAGCUGGAGACACACGCAUGGUCAUCUUAAUUCAUAAGCGAGGUGACAAAGAAUUCAUCUGGCCUGUUUUAAGACAGCAGCCAUCGGACAACAACGUUUCAGGAAUUUUAGCUUUAAAGCCAGCAGUUUAUGAGGAGAUGCAGCAAACUCCUUCAACAAAACUUAAGAUCAAAGACCAGGAGAUUGAUGCUACCAGAUCCAUUGCUGUUGACUACAGUAUUGUCUCUGCCCUGACACUGGACUGCUGGCUCAUGUCUGCUGAAUCUGUCCUGCAGAGACGCCUGGAUGAUUUCAUUGUUACACAACUUUAACUGGAAAACAUGUUGAAUCAAUUGCAAAUAAUAUUCUUUGAUCGCUUUAAUGCUUGCAAUGAAAGUUUGGUAUGCGAUUACGUUUGCGUGUUGUAUCACCUGUUUUCCCCACCAUUUCCUGGACUCGUCAGACUGGUACUUUUUCACAAAGGCUGUACAUACUUGAAACAGAAAUAAUAAAUACAUUUUUGCUUGACACCAUA
Messenger RNA from Micropterus dolomieu (smallmouth bass), 1417 nucleotides. RefSeq lists its product as uncharacterized. The record is from RefSeq and is a predicted model, not a curated record. Lineage: Eukaryota; Metazoa; Chordata; Actinopteri; Centrarchiformes; Centrarchidae. The coding region runs from base 225 to 1214 and encodes 329 amino acids. The transcript has 12 exons.